Molecule: messenger RNA, 2303 nt
Organism: Gymnodraco acuticeps
Lineage: Eukaryota; Metazoa; Chordata; Actinopteri; Perciformes; Bathydraconidae
Gene: cbx1b
Product: chromobox homolog 1b (HP1 beta homolog Drosophila)
Exons: 6
Coding region: 1070-1708 (212 amino acids)
Biological process (GO): chromatin organization; negative regulation of transcription by RNA polymerase II
Cellular component (GO): nucleus; pericentric heterochromatin
Molecular function (GO): chromatin binding
Source: RefSeq, a predicted model, not a curated record
ACCUUCCCUCCUCCCUCUAAAUGGGUUGUCUCGGUAACGUUUGAUUGUGCACGAGACUAACGUUCGCCAGCCCUUAAUGAGCAUGUUUACAAUGGGGAUGAACAUAGCGUACUAUUUUUAGUUUAUACAUUAGGCAUUUAUAAAAAAAUACACAUAACCGACAGACACAACAGACUAGACGUAUGUUACAUUAAUUGCUAACACAAAAGCAAUAUGGAGGAGGAGACACCAUCUAUCUGAAACUGUGGGUCUCUCCGAGGCUUUGUCGUGCAGUGUUUUCUUCUGUUUGCGUGCUAACUAACGUUAGCCACACAACGCCCCCUUAUAUUGUAUGUAUUUUUCACAACGACAAUGCUAAUGAAGAGAGGGGAAAACGUUGUUGUUUUUUUUCUUUAUUUCUGCAUUUCCACAUUGUGCAGUCGUCGCCAGGUGUGGAAACCUGUGCACAGUUGUUGAUGCUGCACUUGAAGCAAACGGUCAGACAUCAGUGAAGGGAUGAAUAUUGAGGGAGCGACUCAGUAAAUAUCCUGCUAAUAGUGAUCAGAAUGGAAGCCCAUUCCUAACAAUGUGUUAACAAAUAUGUCAUAAUGAGAAUAUUACUCAAAAUUAAUGACUUAGUUUCGCCAUGACUUAGGUAUAUAUGACUUGUGUCAUACUAAUCUCAAAAUAAUGAGAAGCUUUGUCAAAAUAUUGAGUUGUGUAACAAUAAACUUAUUUCAAGACAAGUACAUUUUUUGAGAAGGUUUUUUGGUAUUUUGCACCAUUAAGUUAUUAUUUCUCUAUGACAAGUAAUUCUUUUCAGAAGGAUUCUCAUUAUUUCGCGACACUAAGUUGUAAUUUUGAGAUACUAAGUCAUUAUUUUGUAAAUGUUUCUCAUACAUAUUUUCAUCAAAAGGUUACGUUUUAUUAUUCAUAGAUAAGGGGAGGCUGUGGCUCAGUGGGGUAGUGCGCUGAACUUUGAAUCAGGGGGAUAGCAAGUUCCAGUCGCACUGCAGUCAGCAUGUCGUUGUGUCCCUGGGCAAGACACUUCACCCCAAAUUGCUCCUGUGGGGAUUGUCCACAGUACUGAAUGAAUGAACCUGCUGGUCCCCAGGUCAACCUGAUGAGUAUGAGCCUGACUACAGAACCCCCUAAUGAUGUUCCCGCUGUUAAAGAAGAAAGCAAAAUGACCGCGGUCCCUGAAAAGAAGGACAAGAAGCCAGAGGAUGUGGCAGAGGAAGAGGAGGAGGAGGAAGAAUAUGUGGUGGAAAAGGUCCUGAAUCGGCGGGUGGUGAAAGGGAGAGUAGAUUAUCUUCUCAAGUGGAAAGGCUUCUCUGAGGAAGACAACACCUGGGAGCCAUCGGACAAUCUGGAUUGUCCAGAUUUGAUUGCAGAAUUCCUACAGUCCCAGAAAACAGCACAGGACGUGAAGAGAAAGGCGGCCGGAGACGCAGAAGGAGACGACAGUAAGACGAAGAAGAAAAAAGACGAUACAGAGAAGCUCAGGGGCUUUGCUCGAGGGUUGGAUCCAGAGAGGAUUAUUGGUGCCACAGACUCCACAGGAGAACUCAUGUUCCUCAUGAAAUGGAAAAACUCAGAUGAAGCUGACCUGGUGCCGGCGAAGGAGGCCAACAUGAAGUGUCCGCAGGUGGUCAUCGCUUUCUAUGAGGAGAGACUUACAUGGCACUCGUAUCCCACCGAAGACGAGAAAAAAGAGGAGAAAAUCUAACACAGGGCCAGGGGUGAGGGGGAAAAAGAGAAAUUGUAGUUUGGAAUGUUAUUGUACUUUUGAGAAGGGAUUUGUGGGGGUUCAAAUGGAGGGGGGCAAAAACAAGCAAGACUCCAUUGAAUGCGUCUUGAUGUAGUAUCACUCAUUGGAUUCUACUUUUAUUCAGAUAUGAACGAUCUGUAAAUAUAAGCUUUAGGUUUGCUUGACAAAUCCAAAGUGAAAUGUAAAACGCAAUGUUAUUUUUCAGUAUUGGCAGAGAAUAUUCACUUUUGUUUUCUUGAAAAAAAAACAUAGGGUCCAGUGCUCGGUCAUCUUGCUAUGCCAUUGUGUCAGUGAGGUGAUGUUUUGAUUUCAUUCGUGUGCCUUUUUAAAUAUUUUAACUGGUUCAUUUUGAGUCAAUCCUGGCUGUUUUAUAAGGACUUGUUUGGUGUACGGUUACAAACUCUUUUCAGUGAUUCAUUUGUAAUCUUUAAAGUGUUUAUCAUGUUAAGUCUUGCUUGUCGGUUUUGGAAAAUAAACCACUUUUUGUUACUUUGGUGGUGUCGCUAAAAACAGGAUUAUUACCGUGUCUUAUAUUAAAUGCAGAGAGCCAACG